Molecule: messenger RNA, 174 nt
Organism: Arvicanthis niloticus (Nile rat)
Lineage: Eukaryota; Metazoa; Chordata; Mammalia; Rodentia; Muridae
Source: RefSeq, a predicted model, not a curated record
GGUGAAGGGGCUGGAGACGCCAUGUCGGGCCGGGAAGGUGGCAAAAAGAAGCCCCUGAAACAGCCCAAGAAGCAAGCCAAGGAGAUGGACGAGGAAGAUAAAGCUUUCAAGCAGAAACAAAAGGAGGAACUGAAGAAACUUGAGGAGCUAAAAGCCAAGGUCUCGGGGAAUUAA